UGGUCAUAAAGAUGAAUGAUAAACACAACCAGUUAGCCUAAUGUAACAGGUUGAAGGUUGUAGCCACUACGCCACCUUGUUUAACAAGGUGAGGUCCUCGGAUAAAUACAUAUACUACUAAACAUUUACCAAACACAGGUUCUGCACACAUCAGGGGUGGAGCAUGGAAAUGAUAAGACAUAUUGCACAUAUCAAACAUGAUCUUCAGCGCUAUCGCUCAAAACAACAAUAGUUAGAUUCUAUAAAAAUGUGAAAAUUGCAUAGUUGAGGAAGGAAUGCUCAGGAAGACCGAGAGAGGAUCUGGAGGGAGAUGGGCACUACUACUCUCUUCACUGCCUCAGCAUAUGACACCUUCUGUACUACUCUGAUCUUGGCAACCUCAACCUGCCUUUCUCUCACCGGACAUUUCUGAUGUCCACUACCAUGGGUUAAAACACACUUAUUCGAUCGAUACUACACCUUCCUUUGUCUCAUGCCCUCUUACACACUUCUCACAUCUAGAAAUAUCCCUCUUACACACUGCUGCAACAUGACACCUAAAACACCGUAAUGGGUUUGGGACCAAAGCUCUAUAUGGGAUAACUGACACAUCCUAACUUGACCUUGUCAGGUUGAUUCUGCAUCAAAACUCAGGACAGACAGUGUCUUCUCUGUUUUACCACGCUCUCCACCGGGUCUGCGUCACACCAAAAGGCGGGUGUCAGACACCGGGAAUCUUCCAUUUCAGUUGAUCCUCCUUAACACCACCCCAGUUAUCACUCCUUUCAACUGGGUCCUGCUCCGGAGAGCAAAGCAAGUCCGUUUUUUUGGCACGUGAUGCUGAGCACCCGCUCCCUCUGGAGGGAAGAAACAAAGAAUCAUCACGAGUCCACUUCGAGUUACUUUCACCGAGUCAACAGUCCCCAACCUCUCCAUCACCCAACCUGACACCACAUAUGGAUCAGCCAGAUGGAAAGGAUCCAUUCUCUCCAAAAAUCUCCCUCCCACUGGGCCAAAAAGCAUCUUUAUCAUCAUCGGGAUGAGGCUCGAACUCCGGUCUUCACCUCACCUGCCACCGCAGGUGUUGAUGAACAGUUGUCGGUCAUGCUCCUCUGGUAUCGUCCCCAAUGAAAGAAUCCGCAACAUCGGAAUCUCGGCGCACAUCGACUCGGGGAAGACCACACUCACGGAGCGGGUCCUCUUCUACACAGGCAGGAUAGCAGAGAUCCAUGAGGUAAAGGGAAAGGAUGGUGUCGGGGCCACCAUGGACUCGAUGGAGCUGGAGAGGCAGAGAGGCAUCACCAUCCAGUCAGCUGCCACAUACACCAUCUAUAAGGAUUACAACAUCAACAUCAUCGACACCCCAGGCCAUGUGGACUUCACCAUCGAGGUGGAGCGAGCCCUGCGUGUUUUGGACGGGGCGAUCCUGGUCCUAUGUGCAGUUGGAGGGGUCCAGUGCCAGACCCUGACCGUGAACAGACAGAUGAAACGCUACAACGUUCCCUUCCUCACCUUCAUCAACAAGCUGGACCGCAUGGGAGCCAACCCCAACCGCGCCCUGCAGGCCAUGAGGACCAAGCUGAACCACAACGCAGCCUUUGUGAACAUCCCCAUCGGUCUGGAGGGGAACAUGAAGGGCAUCAUAGAUCUCGUAGAGGAGCGCAGCAUGUACUUCGAGGGCCCAUUCGGACAGAAUAUUCGGUUAGAUGAGAUCCCGGCGGAGUUCCGUGUGGAGGCUGCAGACAGGAGACAGGAGCUGGUGGAGUGUGUGGCUAACGCUGACGAGACCCUGGGAGAGAUGUUCCUGGAGGAGAGGAUCCCCACCGUGCCAGAACUAAAGACAGCCAUACGCAGGGCCACAGUGCAGCGGCUCUUCAGCCCGGUGCUGGUGGGAACUGCACUGAAGAACAAGGGGGUCCAGCCUCUAUUGAACGCAGUGCUGGAUUAUCUGCCCAACCCCACAGAGAUCAACAACUACGCCCUCUUCAACGAUGAGGAGUCCAGUGACAGUACUAAGAUCCUGAUGGAUCCCACCAGAGAUGCCUCGCAGCCGUUCGUUGGCCUGGCCUUCAAACUGGAGGCGGGUCGGUUUGGUCAGCUGACGUACGUGCGUGUGUACCAGGGCUGUCUGAAGAAGACCGAGUACAUCAUCAAUACACGCACUGGCAAGAAGGUCCGUGUGCAGAGGCUAGUGCGUCUCCAUGCCGACCAGAUGGAGGAUGUGGAGGAGGUGUAUGCAGGGGACAUCUGUGCCCUUUUUGGGAUCGAUUGUGCCAGCGGAGACACCUUCACCUCCCGGACCAGCGCCAACCUCUCCAUGGAGUCCAUCCACAUUCCAGAGGCUGUCAUCUCCAUGUCUAUGAAGCCGUCCAACAAGAAUGACAUGGAUAAGUUCUCUAAAGGCAUCAACCGCUUCACCCGAGAAGACCCCACGUUCAGGGUCCACUUUGACACAGAAAGCAAGGAGACUAUCAUCUCUGGUAUGGGAGAGCUGCACCUGGAGAUCUACUCACAGAGGAUGGAGAGGGAGUAUAACUGCCCCUGUGCGAUGGGAAAACCAAAGGUAGCCUUCAGGGAGAGCGUGACCAGUGCGGUACCGUUUGACUUCACCCAUAAGAAGCAGUCUGGUGGUUCUGGGCAGUACGGUAAAGUGAUAGGAGUUCUGGAACCUCUGGACCAAGAGAACUACACAAAAGUGGAGUUUGAAGACCAGACUGUCGGAACCAACAUCCCCAAACAGUUUGUGCCGGCUGUUGAGAAGGGAUUCAGAGAGGCCUGUGAGAAAGGCCCUCUGACUGGUCACAAGAUCUCAGGUGUCAAGUUCCUAUUGGAAGACGGAGCGAAUCACAUGGUGGACUCGAAUGAGAUCUCCUUCAUCCGUGCAGGGGAAGGUGCUCUUAAACAAGCCAUGGAGAAGGCUAACGUUGCCGUGCUGGAGCCAAUCAUGUCAGUAGAAAUUGUGGCGCCCGAUGAGUUCCAAGGGACAGUCAUCGCCGGGGUCAACCGUCGCCAUGGCGUCAUCAGUGGGCAGGAUGGGGCGGAGGGCUACUUUACGCUGUAUGCUGAUAUUCCACUGAAUGACAUGUUUGGUUAUGCCACAGAGCUCCGGUCCUGUACAGAGGGGAAAGGAGAGUACACCAUGGAUUACAGCAGAUACCAGCCCUGUCUGCCUGGCACUCAGGAGGAGCUCAUCAACAAAUACCUGGAGUCAACAGGACAGCUGCCUGCCAAGAAGGAGAAGGGGAAGUGGAAGAACUGAGCGUGGACCACACACACACAAUCACUGAAUUGUAAACACAUUGCAGUACUGCAAUGGAAUGCUUGACAAACACAAACCGCGCUCAACCAACUGUAAACAUACUGGGCCCUGCCUUACCAAGGUGGGUGUUUUAUAUCGUAUGUUCAUUCAAAAUGCUACAAAUGGUCAGACAGAUGACCAAGUGAAUUCCCUUGAUUCACCCUCGUUUUCCGUCAUACUCUCAUCCUAAAGUAUCUAUUUUAUUGCGGAGUUUAUUUCCAUUCGGCCUCUGCUCUCCAGCAAACAGUCUUGUCCCACAGCCAAGCAGUUAUUAUGAAGACUUGAGGCGAGCUCAAAGUUUGGACUUCAACUUGAGCAUGUAUAUUACCUGGUUUUGUACUAUGUACAGCAUGUUGUUAUAAUGAUGAUGAUGAUUAAAUAAGAUUGAUCUAAUACAGUGGUUCCCAAAGUUUUUAUAGUCCCAUACACCUUCAAACAUUCAACCUCCAGCUGCAUACCCCCUCUAGCACCAGCGUCAGCGCACUCUCAAAUGUUGUUUUUUUUGCCAUCAUUGUAAGCCUGCCACACAAACACUAUACGAUACAUGUAUUAUUAAACAUAAGAAUGAGUGUGAGUUGUCACAACCUGGCAUGUGAGAAAUAGCUCUUAUAGGACCAGGGCACAAA
Salvelinus namaycush (lake trout) is the source of this 3903-nucleotide messenger RNA. RefSeq names its product elongation factor G, mitochondrial. Gene Ontology annotation, molecular function: GTPase activity; GTP binding; translation elongation factor activity. Gene Ontology annotation, biological process: mitochondrial translational elongation. Lineage: Eukaryota; Metazoa; Chordata; Actinopteri; Salmoniformes; Salmonidae. Gene Ontology annotation, cellular component: mitochondrion. The record is from RefSeq and is a predicted model, not a curated record. Bases 1019 to 3238 code for a protein of 739 amino acids. The transcript is spliced from 18 exons.